AUGGGCAAUUGGGGCAGUUGGAGUGAGCACGGACUCGACCACAAAGAGGACGUGGAACCUUCCAAGUGGACGAAUGAGAUGGUUCUAGAUUGGCUCUCUAAACAAGGAUUUGAUGAUUAUAAGAAACAUUUUAUCGGAGUGAAUGGAACAGUGUUGCAAAGCCUAACGAAAGAUACGUUGGUGGAUGAGAUGAAUAUUCCGACAGGUGUUGCUAUAAAAUUGAUGAGAGAAGUGGAUCGGUUAUUUGUUGUUCAUACGACUUCAACAGGUAGUGGUUCUGGUUCUGGCAGUCCUAAUCAUCAUCAGAAUGCUGCAAAUGUUCAACAAAUUCCGAAUCAAAAUAAUUCAACACAAAACAGUAACCUUCAAACGAAUGCAUCCAACAAAUCAAUCAUUUCCACCUCUACAAUAACGACAUCGUCAUCAAGUUCUGUCAAUGAUCAAAUUUCCAUUCAACAAGAUGACGAGGAAGCGAUUAAAAAGUGUCUCAUCAAAUUGGACAAGUUAAAAGGACUGCAAAAUUUAUCGGAAAAACAAAAGAGAGAUAAAGCCAAGAACCUUGUGAUCAAACACCAUUUAUUGAACAGUUAUUUGAACAAGGAUUUUGUGGCAACUAAAAGAACUAUUACUGAGCUGAUUAAUGACUCACCAGUGCCAUCAUCCUCGCCAUCAACAAGGAGUAAUUCCGCUUCUUCCUCUUCCUCUUACGCAGCAUCAGCAAUUGGAGCCAUCAUUCCAUCAAGUAAAGCACCAACGAAUAUGAUUGCUUCUGACAAUGUAGAAAUUUAUGAUACAGGAUCUGUCAAUGAUGACGAAGAUAAGAAAGAUUUACAACAAGUAGCAAGUGAAAUUUCCGAGUUACAAACCAAUAAGAAUUAUGUGAUCAAAGAUGAGGAGUUUUUAAAGGUGAAAUUGGUGGUUGUAGAGCUUCACAGAACAGCAGCUCAAAGAAAUUUCAGAAAAUUCCUUUCACCUGUCUUGGAUACAUUCAAUGUUGUGCCACAGUUUGGACUCUUCCAUUCCGCUCUUGUAGUAGGACCAUGGUAUUUAGAGUGGAAUGACUCUUCUCUAAUUGUACCUAGAAAAUGUUAUUCUGGAGCAGCUGUAUUGGCCGCAGACGUUGAUCGAAGUUUUAAAGGACCUCAAGUGGGAGAAGCUCUCGACAAAAUUUCUAACAUUAUUUGUAAUUGGAAUUCUAACAUGAUGUAUUCACAACAAAAGGCCAAUUGCCAACAUUUUGUGGAUGAAAUUUGUUCUGCUUUAGGAAUUGAAUUGAAAUUUAAAGGAGCUCUUGGAGAUUACUGUGAAAAAUUGAGAACAUUUGGAAGUUGUGAACUCAAUUACACCAUUCCAAAAGAAUUGAAAGAAAAAUGUGAAUUCACUCAAGAAACUUGGAAGUUUACAAGUCAUGCCCAGUUAGAUGAUUUUGUACAUACGAUUUGUAAGAAGGAUCCAUUGUAUUUUGAAAAACGACAAGACGAUUGGAGUUUACUGAAAAGCUUUGAUCGAGCUUUUUGGCUUAGAUAUUACAAGAAUAAGAAGAGUGAAGAUUUUAAACCGUGUUCUAAUGGUUGUCCAUUUUCUGAUCCAGCCACAAGUGGUUCAAUAAUGGAAAACUUUUUCACUUUUGGAGGCAAAAAGAGGUAA
Messenger RNA from Naegleria lovaniensis, 1647 nucleotides. RefSeq lists its product as uncharacterized. NCBI's taxonomy places the organism in Eukaryota, Heterolobosea, Eutetramitea, Acrasida, Naegleriidae. The coding region runs from base 1 to 1647 and encodes 548 amino acids. Gene Ontology annotation, molecular function: protein binding. The transcript is spliced from 3 exons. The record is from RefSeq and is a predicted model, not a curated record.